AUUCGAUGAUGAUGAUGAUGAUGAGGGUUGAGAAGUAGUAGUGGCGUCGAUCUAGGAGUUUGGCCAAGACAACUACAACCACCGUGUCUAUUCGCCCAUCUUUGUCUGUUUAUUUGUGUCGGUAAAAAAAAGUCGCCCCUUUUUCCAACAUUUCAGCUUCUGAUGUAAAUGGUUUAGUUUUUUUUCGAUUCAACACACAUUCGUCGAUAUCAAGACAAAUGUUUUUUUGUGCUUGUAUAUUUUUGUGAAAGCAAGUUUUUGAAUCUUCAUUAGGAUCGAAACGAUUGAACAUCCAAAAUAAACAGCACAUACAAUCAACUUAUCGUUUGAUGGCCACAGCUACACAAUAACUUCAUGAGCAAUUUAAUUAUGCCCGAUGUUUGAUAAUUUUUUGCAUUGAAACAAAAAUAACAACAAAUCGAAUGUUCACAUCAAUUCAUCGACAAUUGAUUCGAUUGAAAAAGCAAGAAAGAAUUUGGAAUUCAUACCGAUAAAUUUCAAUUGAUGACAUUUUAAACAAAAGAUUGAAAAAUGCCACAAAAUCAACAACGUUCACCGUCGACCGAUGAACAACAAGAAAGAUUGCUUGACGAAUCAUUGAGCAUCGUCAAAUUACAAUCAUUUCAUAUGAAAUGCUGUCUAGAUAAAGGUAAACUAAUGGAAGCUUUGAAACAUGCAUCAAAUAUGCUAUCCGAAUUACGUACAUCGGCUUUAGGCCCAAAAUCCUAUUAUGAAUUAUUUAUGGCCGUCACCGAUCAAUUACGACAUCUUGAAAUGUAUCUUGUUGAUGAAUUUCAACGUGAUCAUAAAGUUUAUGAGCUUUAUGAAUUGGUACAAUAUGCUGGAUCAAUUAUACCACGCUUAUACUUACUUAUUUCGGUUGGUCUUGUUUAUAUGAAAACAUCACCACAUUGUCGCCGUGAGAUACUCAAAGAUCUGGUUGAAAUGUGUCGAGGUGUACAACAUCCUCUUCGUGGAUUGUUUUUGCGAAAUUUCCUUCUGAUGACAUGUCGUCAUGUUCUCCCCGACCAACCAGCUGAAAAUUUAGGAAAUUAUGAAGAUAAUAGAAAAGUAAUGCUAAUGAAUCAUGAUGGACAACAACAGCAAACACAAUUUGUCAGUUCAACAUUGACCAAUGCAAUCACACAGCAACAAAAUGUUGAUAAUAAGGUUGCCGAUACAGCUACCGUCAUGGAUUCAAUCGAUUUUGUAUUGACUAAUUUUGCUGAAAUGAAUAAACUUUGGGUUCGUAUGCAGCAUUUGGGUCAUACUCGUGAACGUGAACGUCGAGAACAAGAACGGCUCGAACUUCGGCUAUUAGUCGGUACGAAUCUUGUUCGUCUAUCACAAUUGGAAUCUGUCAAUGUAGAAAUGUAUUCUCGUGUCGUGUUGCCUGGCAUUCUUGAGCAGGUGGUUUCUUGUAAAGAUGCUAUCGCUCAAGAAUACCUAAUGGAAUCGUUGAUUCAAGUUUUUCCCGAUGAAUUCCACUUAUCAACGUUGAAUCCAUUUCUUAAUUCAUGUGCACAAUUGGCUCCUGAUGUAAAAGUCAAAAAGAUCAUUAUUGCAUUGAUCGAUAGGUUGGCCCAAUCACACGAUGUUCCGUUGCCGGAAGAUUUGUUUGACACAUUCAGUAAACAAAUCAGUAAUAUAAUUGCCAAUCGACCGACUAUUGCCAUCGAAGAUAUUAUCAGCAUGUAUAGUUCGUUGAUUAAUUUUUCAUUGAAAAAAAUGGCCGACUCAGCCAAACGCGAAGAGGCAAUCAAUUCGGUCCUUGGAUCGACGCUGAAAGCUAUUCAAGACAUGAAUGUUGUGACCAUAAAUAUGCGAUCAAACCUAGGCAAAGAAAUGUGUCGAUUUUUAAAGAUGCCAUUCAAUCUGGGCAAUUCUAAUUCCACUUAUCUUUCCAACGAUACUGAUGGUUCAACAAAAAACAAGGAGGAAUAUGGACUCAUCAAAAUGAGCCUCAAGUUAACCAACUACAAAAAUCUGGUCAAAGAAACCACUGAUAUAGAGCUCCAUAAGCAGAUCAUUUUGACACUUAUCAAUGCUACUCUUGAAAAUUACAGUGAAGAUUAUCUAAGGCCAGAAGAUCGUCUAACGUCGUCAGAAAUACAAACCUUUUUAACCGAACUAUGUGGACCAUUGGUGAAUGGAACGAAUCAGGUGAUUGUGGUAAAUAAUUCUAAAUCGUCGCCUCAAAAACAACCACAACCUGAUGUUCCAGUCGAUGAUCAAGACGAAGAAUUCAUCGAUGAACAGUUGUUAUUAUCAAGGUUUAUCCACUUUCUUUUAUUGCCUCAAUGUAUUGAUGCUGGUGAAACAUCCAUACAAAACGGCCAAACAGGUGGCAAUGAAAAUGGUGGUGAAUGUUUAAAUGACAUUGAUGAUUCUCGAUCGUCAUCAUCAUCACAAUUACUUGACACCACUUAUCUGACAUUGGGUUCGAUCAAAAAAAUUCUUGCCACUGGUGGUUCAAGCCGUAUUCGAUAUACAUACCCAUCAUUAGUUUUUGAAGCUCUACAAUUAUCAUUGCGAUACAAGAAAAUAAAAGAUACAGAUGAUAAAUGGAUUAAAAAAUGUCAGAAAAUCUAUCAAUUUGUCAAUCAACUUAUCGUUACAUUGUUGAAGGAAGGAAACUGUCCGGAAUUAUGUCUUCGUUUAUUUCUUGAAGCAGCAUUGAAUGCUGCUAAAUCGGAAAUUGGUGAUUUCGAAUCAAUUAGCUAUGAAUUCAUUAGUCAAGCGUUUUCCAUUUAUGAAGAAGAGAUAUCAGAUUCUAAGGAGCAGACCCUAUGUUUGCUGUUGAUCAUUGCAACUGUUAAGAACAUUAAAUUCGAUAAUAUUGAAAAUUUUACUCCACUUCGAAAUCAAUGUUGCCUUAAUUGCGGUAAACUAGUGAAAAAGAGCGAUCAAUGUCGGGCAUUAUUAACGGCUAGCAUAUUAUUCGUCACCAAAGACGGAACACUUGAACCCGAAAUAUUGAAAUGUUUCCGUAAAUGUUUAAAAAUCGCCAGCAGCGUUUUGGAUAUUGCCCUACAAUUACAAUUGUACGUUGAAAUCCUGUCACAUCUUACCCUGUAUGUUCGAUAUAAGAAUGAAGACAUUGACGAAAUUAUAUGUUCGUUGAUCAAACAAAUCAAUGAAAAAAAUAACGAUACUCCAUUAUCCGAAUUGGCCAACAAACAAUUUCAAAAUUCGCUUGUUUUUUUUCGCAAGUCCGGUAUGAAUAUAGGGGCCGAAUGAAUACAGAAUUCCACUCUCUUUCUCAAUGAUCACAAUCAAUUCUCAUUGUUUUUAUAAGAACACAGCUUUUUUCUCUCAAUCAAUCAAUUUCGCAAUCAUCGAAAUUAUUAUUUAGCUAUCAUUUUUAUUUCAAUAUUUUUCAAAUUGAUUUUUCUAUCAAUCAAAUCCAUAUAUAGCCGUCGUAUGUUGGGAUAUUAUCCUAUGAAAUUGUCUUAUUUUUCCUUCUA
Messenger RNA from Dermatophagoides farinae (American house dust mite), 3467 nucleotides. RefSeq names its product Vacuolar protein sorting 35 (gene Vps35). Gene Ontology annotation, biological process: retrograde transport, endosome to Golgi; intracellular protein transport. NCBI's taxonomy places the organism in Eukaryota, Metazoa, Arthropoda, Arachnida, Sarcoptiformes, Pyroglyphidae. Gene Ontology annotation, cellular component: retromer complex; retromer, cargo-selective complex; late endosome. The record is from RefSeq and is a predicted model, not a curated record.